Messenger RNA from Lotus japonicus, 1421 nucleotides. RefSeq lists its product as uncharacterized. The record is from RefSeq and is a predicted model, not a curated record. NCBI's taxonomy places the organism in Eukaryota, Viridiplantae, Streptophyta, Magnoliopsida, Fabales, Fabaceae. The coding region runs from base 431 to 1276 and encodes 281 amino acids. The transcript has 4 exons.
CCAAGGCAAGUGUUUAAAGACCAAGAAAGAUGAACAUGAAAAAGGAAAGGGGAGAAGCAGCAAAGGAAAAUUUUGAGCAUCAGUGUAUCAGUGUGCAGAAGCAAAGGAUAAAAAAUAAGACACCCAUCACACCAACCACUCUCUUUCCUUCUCUCUAUAAUGAACGAUACAGGAGAAAGAAAAGGGGAACAGAGAAGACCAUAAUCUACCUUCAAACCCUUUCUCACCACCAACAACCCCUUCCAUAGCCGGAUCUGUUGCUCAACUUUCAAGCCGAGCUCCGCCUUCACCGACCCUCUCAGCCACUAGUCAAACUCCGGCGACCACCUAGCUCAGCUGAGCUCCGCUGUCACGGGUGGCAAGCACAACAGGGAACAGGGGACCUUCGUCGUUCUACAUUGUCUCUGAUUGCAUUGUCACGAAUCAAGAAAUGGAACCCAUUGGUAGUUGCAGUGAUAGACCCCCAGAAAGUUUUUCUAUUCCUAUAGACUUGAGAGAGGAACACAUGAGACUUCCUGCAUUUUUUUAUGAAAAGAAAAAGUCUCAAAUUAAGAAUGAUGUUGAGCUUACUGAUCCCAUGGGCAACUGUGUGACAAUUGGGGUAAUGACGGGAAGUUUAGAAGGUUUUCUUUGGUAUGCUGUCCCUAAACUAGUGAAGUUUUAUGGGCUGAAAAAGAAUCAUGAUAUGGUAUGUGUUUAUGAAGGGGAAAAUCGUUUUAGAAUUGAAAUUUUUGAUGAAAACAAGAAACAUUUUCCAUAUCCAAUUCCUGUUAAACAAGAGUAUGAAGAACCACCAAAAGAGAUAGUUGAUUUGAGUUCUGACACUGAGAACGAGGUUGAAGAGUAUGAAGAACCACCAAAAGAGAUAGUUGAUUUGAGUUCUCUCACUGAGGAUGAGGUUGAGGAAGCCAAUCGUGUUCAUGUAGUUGCACAUGUUGAUAAUCAAAUUCGUUAUAGUUUUACUAAAGUUGUGACUACCUCAGUUGCCAAAGGAAGUCAGACUCUGCCCUUGCCGCGGUCUUUUAUUCGUAAAUAUCUUAGUCAUAACGAUUGGGAAAAUCUUGUGCUGAAGAAGGAGGGUGUUAAGAAACAGUAUUGUUGCAAGUUGCUCAGGAGGACGAGAAAUGGGUUCACUGAUUAUCAGCUCGGGGAAGAGUUUUAUCACUUUAUAAAAGACAACAAAGUAGCCAAAGGCGACAAGCUCCAUUUCACGGCUAAUGAGAUAAAUAAUAUUGUUUAUGUUAGGAUUGUACGCCAUAAUGGCAAUGACAACUAGGUUGAAUUCAUUUGGUGAUGGGGCUAAACGUUUAGAGAACAUCGUUUGUGUUUGUCUUUUGUUUUGUUUAUAUUUUGCUUUGUGAUAUCUUGAUGGAUUGUAACUGUUUUAUAGUGAUGGUUAAAAUUAUAUUCCUAAUUUUCAA